Messenger RNA from Solanum stenotomum, 924 nucleotides. Its product is annotated as protein translation factor SUI1 homolog. Gene Ontology annotation, molecular function: translation initiation factor activity; RNA binding. NCBI's taxonomy places the organism in Eukaryota, Viridiplantae, Streptophyta, Magnoliopsida, Solanales, Solanaceae. Bases 429 to 767 code for a protein of 112 amino acids. The transcript is spliced from 2 exons. Gene Ontology annotation, biological process: translational initiation. The record is from RefSeq and is a predicted model, not a curated record.
GUUGUGGUUUGUUUGGCUUUAGUCAAUCAAAGUUUGGAUUUUGAUCCCUGGAUCAUCUAUAUUAUAGUUAAAGAUGGUCCUUUUCAGCUUAAAGUUUUGAACUUAGUUGGUUUUUUGUUAACUUUGUUAAAUUUGGACUCUGCUUGUAUGUGCAGUUUUAGUCAAUCAAAGUUAGGAUCUUUAAUCUUUGAAUUAUCUAGGGAUGAUUGCAAUUGAAUCUCUAGGAUAGCUAGUUGGGAAUUUUGAUAUGUUGAUCUUGAUAUGUUCUCAUCUGAUCUAGCCUUGGUAGACAUAGUUACCUUGUAUCUGCCGGGUGGUGUUGUGGAGGUGGUAGGUAUCAUGUGGAAUUAGUCGAGGUGCGGCUCUCUUGUGAUCAAUUUACCAAGCUUCAGUUUCGGAGCGUGAGAAGUUCUCUUCCAGCUAUUUACAUGGUUGAUAUCGACGUCCAGAUCCCAUCUGCUUUCGAUCCAUUUGCUGAGGCUAAGGACUCCGGUGCACCUGGAGCCAAGGAGUAUGUUCAUAUUCGUAUACAACAAAGGAAUGGAAAGAAAAGCUUGACGACAGUUCAAGGACUGAGGAAAGAAUUCAGUUACGAAAAAAUCCUCAAAGAUCUGAAGAAAGAGUUCUGUUGCAACGGGAAUGUUGUGCAGGAUAAGGAACUUGGCAAAGUGAUACAACUUCAAGGUGAUCAAAGGAAGAAUGUUUCUCAUUUCCUUGUGACUGCUGGUGUUGUCAAGAAGGAUCAGAUCAAGAUUCAUGGUUUCUAAGUUGUUGGCUAUUUCGAGUUAUUGAAGCAUAGUAAUAUAUAACAGUUGUUUGGAUUUGUUGUUAAAAAGUGUUGGUUUUUGUUAAUGCCCAUGAUAUCUUGCCAUGGGUUUCUUUCCGAAUUGUGCUGGUUGUACUUUGUUUACAGAUAAUAAUAAA